This is a messenger RNA of Egretta garzetta (little egret), 3765 nucleotides long. RefSeq names its product toll like receptor adaptor molecule 1 (gene TICAM1). NCBI's taxonomy places the organism in Eukaryota, Metazoa, Chordata, Aves, Pelecaniformes, Ardeidae. Gene Ontology annotation, molecular function: protein kinase binding. The record is from RefSeq and is a predicted model, not a curated record. The coding region runs from base 838 to 3003 and encodes 721 amino acids. Gene Ontology annotation, biological process: positive regulation of cytokine production involved in inflammatory response; TRIF-dependent toll-like receptor signaling pathway; lipopolysaccharide-mediated signaling pathway. The transcript has a single exon.
UUUUGGGCAUUCGCUGGUGCUCCCUUUAAAUAGGGAACGCUCUGCCGCCAGGCUCAGUCAGUGCUGUGAGCAGUGUCCCUCCUGGCUGCCCCUGGAGCCUCCAGGCACCCGCUCCUCCGCUCCGGACAAGUUCUGCUCUUCAAUUUAACCCCGGUCAGAGGCCUUGGGUGAGUGCGAGGGUUUAGCAGGGCUCAGGGGUCAGAUGUGGAUGGAGAUGGCCUCCACCAUUAACAUUCGGCAGCCUGACACUGGAUGCGUGUGGGUUACCAGUCAGCCCUCCUGGCGUGAGCUGUUCGAAAGGGCUUCCUCUAAGCGCGCUUUAUUCCUCAACGGCCCAUCGCAAGGAGCCCGCUGGAACCAGCUGCCCGGAGGAGGAGGGACGCUUCGAUUUACCUAAAUACAUGAUUAGAUCGGCUAUUAUUUUUAAACAGUUGUAAUUAAUGUGAAAUGAAUGCAGACAACUUGCUCUUUGCUUAAUAACGGAGUUGGAAUAACACACGGAGCACUGGCAGACCUGCAAGAAUGGAUGCAAAAAUACUUGAGAGCCCGGAGGGAGAGCCUGGGAGCUCUGCAAGCCUCGUGAGGGCCCCCCCAGCUCCCCUCGUCACUAUUUCUGUUCUAUUUCUGCGUUCUUCUUGCAGGUUCCUCGGAACAGAGGCAUCCCAACUCUGAGAUGAGCUCCUGAGCAGCAAAGAGCUUUCGCUUGUGCAGUAGGUGAAGCACGACCUGGGGGGGUCACGGAGCACCGUAGGGAAACGAACCUUCACUCCAGGUGCCAUAAUAGGCUUUUUCCAUCCAUGCUGCUUCAGUCCCUCGUCUGGGCCACCAGCUGAUGAGAUGGCACAGAGCACCGAGCUCCAGCCAAGCUUUGAGGACAUUUUUAAUAUUUUAGCGCAGAUCCCACAAGAUAAACUCCUUAGCCUCAAAUAUAAACUGAAGCACUUGGUAUUAGGGCCCAGCAGCAAAUUACUGCAAGCCAUGGUCCUGCUCACUCUGCGGCAAGAAGCAGAUGCAAGAAUUUGUUUGGAUGCCUUGGGAGAUAACCGGGCAGCCCAGUAUGUCCACCGGACCAAACUGGGUGCUGCAGGAGUGCAGGAAGAUGGGGAGGAUUUGCAGCCUCCCCAGCUGGAUGCAGGUGCCAUGGUGCUUCUGGCACAGAUCUACUCAGUGUUGGCGGAGGAAAAACUGUGCAGUCAUGAAGCCAUGGACAAAGCCUGCCAGGCUGCCACCAAAGCCUGCAAGGCCAGCAAGGAAACUCAGGGGGACACGCUCAACAGCAUCCCAGCUGAGGACCAGGAAAAACACGACUCUGCUAUCAGCAUGAGCCCCGGUGACAAAUUUCAGACGCUGAGAUCUGAUAAGAGCAUAGGAUUUCUCCAGACGGCCAGCCCAAACUACGCGGUGAGAAGUUCCCCAGUGCAGAUUGGAGGCAACUCAAACCUUUCAGGCCCACAGACCUUGUGCUCCUUGGGCAGUCCCUCUUUGCCCAGUCGCUUUGAGAUCAGUGCGUCGCCAACAGUUGUCUUUCACACCCAGCCUUCUUCCCACAAGCACGUCCCCCAGCCCAGCCGGCUGUGCGAGGGGAACAGCAGCGGUGCUGGACAGCCUGACGGGGACAGACAGAGCCAUGGCCCACAGGAAACAAGCUGGGUCAGCAGACCCAACUCUCAUCCUGGGCAGGACACAGGUGCCCAAGUGCCCCAACCAGAGAAGGUUCUGCAGGUCAGUCCAUGCCAUCCAAGUCUCCCUAUUCCUGAAACGCAGCUGCCCACGCUGGGUGCUGUGAACCAACCCGUCGAAAGUAGUGAUGUUUCCAGCACAGUGGCAGCAGAACCUUAUGCACCAAAAGAAAACACAGACAAAAAGCAAGAUGAAAAGCAAUUAUCUACAGAUCUUCCUGACUCAAGAGCUAGAGCAGAUACUGGUCCUGCCCACAUGUCCAUGGAGGACUCCUAUGUUCCAGCAGGCAUUCCUUCUAACUCUGCAUCUGCUUCCAUUUCAACCGGUUCCAUUCCUCCUCCUGCCUAUUCCUCCUUCUCUGCCCUUCCCCAUCCUCUUCAGGGAGCUCCUUCCAACUUAUCGUAUCCCACUCCCCUCCACUCGUCCCCCUCUCCAGCCUGGCCUCCUCCUCUCCAAUCUGUAAAACCAGUGCCCACAUCAGAGCCAGAUGAUGUAAAGUUCUUCACUUUUGUUGUCCUACAUGCUAGUGAAGAUGAGAUUGUUGCCCAUCGGGUCAAGGACCUGCUGGAGAACAUGGGGGUUCCCAAUGGUGCCACACUCUGUGAGGACUUCUUCAUUGCUGGACGCAGCCAUCUGACUUGCUUCCAGGAUGCUAUGGAAAACUCCGCUUUCAUCAUCCUUCUGCUGACCAAGAACUUCCCAUGCGACCUGUGUAUGUUUCAGACAAACACUGCUCUGAUGGAGUCCAUCCUGAAACCAUCCAAGCGUGACUCAGUCAUCCCUUUUGUGCCCAAGGAAAACCCCCUGGAACGGAGUCAGAUUCCCAGCGCACUGGGCGGGCUGAUGCCCUUGGAUGAGAAUUCUCCUGGGUUCUCUAGGACAGUGCAGAACACCUUUACCACCAGCAGGAUCAAUGAGAGGAAAGCCAUGUGGGACCUGAUGCAGAGAAGGAAACUACAGCUGUAUCAGGAACAGUAUCAAACACUGCAGAACUUAUCUGCUCUGAACCUCGGCUCCCUUCCCCAGGUGCCUCUGUCAGCAACACGGCCGCUGCUGCCGGAGCAAUCACCCCGACACUGGUGCCCCCCUCCUGCCACAUACCCACCUCCUCCCACUGGUCACCCCAUGCCUGCUCAGAUGGGUCGCCCUCCUUUCCAACCACUUCAUCUCCUAUCAGGCCACUACAACAUGAUGCCAGGUCCAGAAGGCAUCCCGCCCCUCAUCAUUCAGCAUGCUCAAAUGGUUCAGAUUGGGAACCACAACACGAUGCAGGUAGAAAAUGUCACACCAGGUCCGCAGGACAGCGAGGAAGAAACCAGGUAGAACGCCUGAGCAGAGACGCAGCAGGUCAGCCCAGGGCAGACACUCGCACUUCGUUUCAAACCCUAGAUUAUAGUGAUUCGGCUGGGACUGGGACUAUUCUUAUUUCCUUGCGGGUAAAAGGUACCACUUUCUCGGAGCACAGGAGAAAAUUACCUCCUUUUUUGUUGGACAAGAGAGGUUACAAUCUCCCGAGACUGUUUUCCUUGUGCUUAUUUUCAAGUAACCAAGAAAACUUUUCCUGAUUUUUUUGAGGCUCCUGGAAGGUUUUAUAAAUAAAUUUUAAUUAACUUAUUUGUGUUUCUCUGGUUCUUUCCUGUAGAAUUAGCAAAGGGGCAGUCAGGGAUAUCAGGAAAACUGUUUCGUGUGUCUGUACAUCUGGGGUGGAGGAGGCUGGGAGACGGCACACCGGGGUUGUUUCAUAAUCUGCUGCUGAUCAAAUCAUUUGAGGGAAAAUCUUCAGGGGAUGCUCUGGGGAGUCGCUGUGGCCUCCUGUCAGGUGCUAAGCACCACAAGGUCCCACCAUUUUCUUCCAGCAGUCCUCUUUGCUCGGGGUCACACAGUAUCCUCUCAGCCUUUCACACCGACACCUACUUUGUGUGCACAGUGUGCUCCCCUUGCUGCAGCACACACCAGCGCCACUUCCCCCCAGCUGCUCGCAUCAGACCCAGGAAGGUUCAUGAAACCAGCUGCACAGCCUUCUGAGAGGCUGCUGGCCUCCGGGUUGAGGCUUCAAGAGAUCACUUUUCCCAGUUCCCCUCCGAA